AUGCACGGUGCUGCGUGGUACGGUGUGGUGCGGCGUAGUGUGGGGCGUUGUGGAGCGGCGUGUUGCGGCUUAGUGCGGGGCGGCGUGAUGCGGGAUGGCGUGGUGCGGGACGGCGUGGUGCGGGACGGCGUGGUGCAGGCGGCGUGGCACGGGGUGGUGCGCACGGUGCAGGGAGUGCGCGCGGGAGCGAUGGACCCGACAGACGCCCCGGAUUCGUGGGAGCUGGAGGAGGAUGCCCAGGCCCCGGUGACUGCAGCGGCGGAGCUCCCGGUGGCCUUUGCCGCUCUGAACGUCAACGCGAAACCCUUUGUCCCCAACGUAAACGCCCCGGUGUUCGUGCCCAGCUUCCUCCAGACCACGGCAGCGGACACGGCGGCUUCAGACGGUUCCGCAGAGCCCGUGUCCAGCAUGGAGGUGGCAGACACAGUCGCUCCAGUGGAGAACGGGGGCACAGAGGCCGAUAUGACCACGGAGGAGGAGACCUGGGAGCAGAAGGAGGAGCCCGGAGGGGGAGGAGGAGGGGGCCAGGGGGAGGAGGAGAUGAUGGAGGAGGAAGAGGAGGAGACGCCUGUGCCCAAAGUGGCCCCCCCUCCACCAGACGCCCCCAAGAAGGAGCACGUCAAUGUGGUCUUCAUCGGGCAUGUUGAUGCUGGGAAAUCAACUAUUGGGGGCCAGAUCAUGUAUUUGACUGGAAUGGUGGAGAAGCGAACCCUGGAGAAAUAUGAACGGGAGGCCAAGGAGAAGAACAGAGAGACUUGGUACCUGUCGUGGGCCCUGGACACAAACCAGGAGGAGAGGGACAAGGGGAAGACGGUGGAGGUGGGCCGCGCUUACUUCGAGACGGAGAAAAAACACUUCACCAUCCUGGACGCGCCCGGGCACAAGAGCUUUGUACCAAACAUGAUCGGAGGAGCGUCUCAGGCCGAUCUGGCAGUGCUGGUGAUCUCAGCCAGAAAGGGCGAGUUCGAGACGGGCUUUGAGAAGGGGGGGCAGACACGGGAACACGCCAUGCUGGCUAAAACCGCCGGAGUCAAACAUCUCAUUGUCCUCGUCAACAAGAUGGAUGACCCCACAGUCAACUGGAGCCUAGAAAGAUACGAGGAAUGUAAGGAAAAGCUGGUGCCAUUUUUGAAAAAAGUGGGCUUCAAUCCCAAAAAGGACAUCCACUUUAUGCCUUGCUCUGGACUCACAGGUGCCAACCUCAAAGACCCGGUGCCAGACUGCACCUGGUACACGGGCUUGCCAUUUAUACCCCACCUGGACAGCUUGCCAAAUUUCACCAGAUCCAGCGAUGGACCUGUCAGACUGCCAAUCGUAGAUAAGUAUAAGGACAUGGGCACAGUGAUCCUUGGGAAACUGGAGUCAGGGUCCAUCAGCAAAGCCCAGCAGCUGGUCAUGAUGCCAAACAGGCACACGGUGGAGGUGCUGAGCCUGCUGAGCGAUGACGUGGAGACGGACGACGCGGCUCCGGGGGAGAACCUGAAGCUGCGUCUGAAGGGCAUCGAGGAGGAGGAGAUCCUGCCGGGCUUCAUCCUGUGCAGCCCCGACAACCUCUGCCACUCAGGGCGCACCUUUGACGCACAGAUCGUCAUCAUUGAGCACAAGUCAAUCAUUUGCCCUGGAUACAACGCAGUGCUUCACAUUCACACCUGCAUUGAAGAAGUGCAAAUCACGGCCUUAAUUUGUUUGGUGGAUAAGAAGACGGGAGAGAAGAGCAAAAACCGCCCACGCUUCGUGAAACAGGACCAGGUGUGCAUCGCCAGACUGCGGGCGUCAGGAGUCAUCUGCUUAGAGACCUUUAAGGACUUCCCUCAGAUGGGACGGUUCACACUGAGAGAUGAGGGCAAAACCAUCGCCAUCGGUAAAGUCCUGAAGCUGGUGGCAGAAAAGGACUAA
This is a messenger RNA of Knipowitschia caucasica, 1896 nucleotides long. The record is from the annotation of a GenBank genome assembly. Lineage: Eukaryota; Metazoa; Chordata; Actinopteri; Gobiiformes; Gobiidae.